Messenger RNA from Setaria italica (foxtail millet), 1326 nucleotides. RefSeq names its product MADS-box transcription factor 26. Gene Ontology annotation, cellular component: nucleus. Gene Ontology annotation, molecular function: RNA polymerase II cis-regulatory region sequence-specific DNA binding; DNA-binding transcription factor activity, RNA polymerase II-specific; protein dimerization activity. The record is from RefSeq and is a predicted model, not a curated record. Bases 462 to 1070 code for a protein of 202 amino acids. NCBI's taxonomy places the organism in Eukaryota, Viridiplantae, Streptophyta, Magnoliopsida, Poales, Poaceae. The transcript has 7 exons. Gene Ontology annotation, biological process: positive regulation of transcription by RNA polymerase II.
UUCCCUACAAGCAGGAUUCAUGUGUCAGUGUCAGACUCUAUAUUGCUUUUAUCAAAACAAUAUUUUUGGUUCAGAUGCUCAGUGAACGAUGUCUAGUGUAUUUCUUUUGCUCCUUUCUGAAAACAGCAUUUUUAUGCAACAAGGGUAUUUCAGAGUCAACUUGAUCUUGAGAAUGACAAAGAAGACUGCAGGAAACAGAGGAAGUGAGAGGACUGUGCAGAAAUUUAUAAACGGGUAACAGUUCAGAUCCUUCAUGUGGCCUUUGGCAAAGUGGAAGGACUGGCCUACCAAUUAUUCCUUGUCCUCAGGAGCCACAAUAAAAUGCUCACUUCCAUGGUGGAUCCAAGCUGCCAUUUGCCUCAACUGCAAGAGGGAGAUAAAAUUCGUCACAACAAUCUCAGAAGCUAGUCCAAACUAGCGGGAGGUUGCGUGCACAAACUAGAAAAGGGGCUCAUUCAGUGAUGGCUCGUGGUAAGGUCCAGAUGAGGAGGAUAGAAAACCCGGUGCACCGGCAGGUCACCUUCUGCAAGCGACGAAUGGGACUGCUCAAGAAAGCUAAGGAGUUGUCUGUUUUGUGUGAUGCUGAUAUUGGCGUCAUUGUGGUCUCCCCUCAUGGCAAGAUUUAUGACUUAGCCACCAAUGGGAACAUGCAAGGCUUGAUCCAGAGGUACAGGGGAACCUAUUCAGAAAUGCAUGGUGAAAGUAGCGAACAGAACAAAACUCAGGCAAUACAACAAGAGGUAUUAGCAUUAACGCAUGAAAUUGACUUGUUUCAAAAGGGCUUAAGGUACAUGCAUGGAGAGAAUGAUACAAACCACAUGAAUCUUGGUGAGCUCCAAGCCCUUGAAAAUAAUCUUGAAAUGUGGGUGCAUAACAUUCGCUCUCAGAAGAUGCAGAUCAUGUCUAGGGAGAUUGAAAUGCUCAGGAACAAGGAAGGUAUAUUGCAGGCUGCCAAUGACAUACUUCAAGAAAGGAUAAAUGAGCAGAAUGGAAUUCUGAAUUUCAGUGGCACCGCAAUGAUACCGCAAGCACCAUUCCAGCUAACCAUGGAGAGUAACUACUAUUUCUAGGCAAGGCUGCCGUCCUAUCAAGUGAUCUCAUCUCAUCUGCUCUGUUUCUAGUUCAACCAGAUUACCAUACGAGGGCCUCAGAUAGCUCAUAUGUGUCACUCCAUCUUUGGAGAAAUCAGUGUGUGUAUCUGUUAGGUUCUGCAUAUGUAAACAAACUACCUUUGAAGACUUGAUAGAUUGCUCUGUAUAAUAUGAUAGAACUCUACGAAUGCAAUACCAAAAUUUGGCACUUGUAGUUCUGACUCGGAUUACGAUA